GCUACCGUGUAACCGGAAGUUGAUUAUUGAAGUCAUUUUACUACAGACUAGGAAUUUUUGGGGCUCGCUCGAGGAAAAAGAAACGCUUCUUGGGAGUCUCUAUUCAUAAACUCGAUUUAAUAAGUAAUUCAGUGUAUUUUAGCCAUGUGGCAAACGGGUUAUAACUGCACAGCGGAAUAGCGUCAGACGAUUAGUUGAACAGAUAAAUUUGCUCUUGCUCGCUGUCAGGUCGCAUUAAACUAGCUAGGCACGUAGGAGUGAGCCGAAUCGGAAAGACUCGGAACUCUUUAGAUCACUUUGUUUCGGCGCUGAAACGAGAGAAAUACCCGGUGAGUGAAGUUAAAGUAGUGUAGGGUGCAGUAAUGGGAGCGCACAGGAGUGAGGGACGGAGAGAGUGGCUCCAGCAGGACGCUGGGGAGCAGCAGCAGCAGCAGCAGGUUCACUCCAUGAUCCCCUGGAACAUCAUGAUCAAGCACAGACAGGUUCAGCGCAGGGGUAGACGCUCACAGAUGGCCGUAAGUUAUACAGAUCCUGUCAUUUCUAUGGAUCUCUUGCGGACCGUGCUGCAGCCCAGCUUCAACGAUGACAUUUUGGCAGUCUUUAAAAAAUAUAUGAAGUUUUUUGAGAAGGCAGCAAGCAAUGUGAAGGAGAAUGUAGGAGAGGAUGUACAGACGGAUCAGCUCAUCAAAGAGGCAUGUCGAAACUGCUUGGAGCAUGCCAAACAGCUCUUCCCUGAUGCAGAGAAAACUGCCCAGAGACCUCUUUUUGAUCCCUCUGUAAAGCGCUCACGGCAGAUGGACGAUGAUUCCAGCCAAAGAGGAAGCCCAAUCCCUAAAAAAAGGAAGGGACGUCCCCCUCUGCCCACUCUAUCCUAUGACAGAACUGUAACAUACAGCGCUCCGAUGAAGCCUAAAAUAGCUGAGCCCAUAAAACGAGAAGGACCAAAGUGGGAUCCCGCCCGGCUGAAUGAAAAAAGCACAUUUGUUUUAGGAUCCAGGGCGAACAAAGCUUUGGGGAUGGGAGGCACCAGGGGAAGGAUCUAUAUUAAACAUGCAGACCUCUUCAAGUAUGCUGCUGAUGCUCAGGAUAAGCAAUGGCUUGCAGAGAGGCAACACAUGCGAGCCACAGGUGGAAAGAUGGCAUAUCUACUUAUUGAAGAGGACAUCCAAGAUCUUGCCCUAAGUGAAGAAUACAAAGACUGUCCUGAAUUGAGGUUGGAUGAAUUGAAGCCCUUCAUGGUACCUGUGUGGAUGGUAGAGAAGAUGCAGAAGACAAUGGAAGCUCAGAGAUCAGAGAAGGAUUAAAGAAUUGGGAGCUUGGCACCAUAAACAAUUUUUAGGGUACAAAUGCUGAUCUAGGAUCAACUCACUGUCUAUAUAAUAGAACUUAGUUUAAAGAAUAAUAGAUAUAUUCCCUGAUAAACGGCUAGAAAACUGAUGCCCGAUCCGCAGUCUUACUCUGAUCCAUACAAUUCCUAAUGGCGUAGUUAGAAUUUACCCGUUCAGAAGCAGACUAAGGGAUCAGGCCAUGCACACAUUCAUAAUGAAAUGAAGCUCAGUCUCAUUUCCAUUAUUUUAAUUUCUGUGAAUGUUUUUGUUUCUUAAUACACAAUAGAUAGACGCUGACCUUAUAAUCAAGCUAAGCAAUUUUCUCUUUGUGUGCACCUACAUGCUGGAAGUGUGAACAGUUAGAGCUGAACAACUCAGUAUUAUUAGAGAUGAUAUCCGACAUAAUUUUUUUUCACCUUAAUCACAAAAGUAGCUUUAAAUAUCUAUAAGUAUGUGUAUAUAUGUAUUUUCUUACAUGGGUUUUGUAUGAAAUGUCUGCAUAUGUGUGCACUCGUUGAUAUUGUGUCAUUGAGUACUUUGUCCCCCUUUACCUUUGAGUUAUCUGGAAGAAAUACUUUCUGAUAGCCUGUGAUGUGUUUUACAGGAUACCAGAGAUUUUCCUUCUAUCUUUUUUUUUUUUUACACCAAAAGGGAAUUUAUUUUGCAUAUUGUAACCCAUCAUUUAUUUUCCUUCAGUUACAUUUAAAAUCUUUAAAAGGAUAAGGAAACUUUUCUUUUUGAGAUGUAGCUGUAUUGUAGUAUAGUAAUAAGAAGUGUGACUGAUGUACUGUUUGUGGUGGAGAAAUGAGAACAGUAUUUGACAUGCCUAGUUUGUUACAUGUUUUACAGUGAAAAGGGAGAAAAUGUAAGUUAUUUUGAAAAAUAAAAAUAAAAAGCUGUUUGUGGUGCGAAAUAAAUCGUUAUAUUCUAUGAAAA
Messenger RNA from Pangasianodon hypophthalmus (striped catfish), 2264 nucleotides. RefSeq names its product deoxynucleotidyltransferase terminal-interacting protein 1 (gene dnttip1). The record is from RefSeq and is a predicted model, not a curated record. Bases 363 to 1304 code for a protein of 313 amino acids. The transcript has 13 exons. Gene Ontology annotation, molecular function: DNA binding; nucleosome binding. NCBI's taxonomy places the organism in Eukaryota, Metazoa, Chordata, Actinopteri, Siluriformes, Pangasiidae. Gene Ontology annotation, cellular component: nucleus.